Messenger RNA from Suillus bovinus, 2326 nucleotides. RefSeq lists its product as uncharacterized. The transcript is spliced from 12 exons. NCBI's taxonomy places the organism in Eukaryota, Fungi, Basidiomycota, Agaricomycetes, Boletales, Suillaceae. The record is from RefSeq and is a predicted model, not a curated record. Bases 377 to 2326 code for a protein of 649 amino acids.
GUAACUCAUGUGACUGCUAGUAACUUGAACCCUUAGGCCAACUUGUCCUUCACUUGUCAACAGAAGCAGAACCCCUUUCAAAUAAUCAAUCAAAGUUUAAACACACGACGCCUUGAGCCCACACCCCAACCCCACGCCCUGAUACCCCAAGUCUAAACGCACAAACGCCUCAGGCCUGAGGCCUGGCUGAGGCUCCCCAACCCCACGCUUCAACUUCCCAAACCCAAAGUCCAAUUCUCAUGGCUGAAAUGAGUAUACCAGCACGCGUUAGCACAUACGAAGCAAUCACUCGCAUUCUCACAUUUGUUACAAAGUCACCUCAUCUUGAAAUAUAUAUCAUACACUACCAGGGACUACGUACACAGCAAUCUUCAACAUGACUGAGCAGCUCCCCCCAUAUACUACACUUCUUCAGCCAGAGCCUGAAUCACCGCAGUAUACUCUUCCAGAGACCUUUAAUAUUGGACGAUGCAGCACACAGCACCUCAUCCGCCCAGAUCAGCUUAAGGCUCAUCUUCAGCUUUUGGCAGCGUUCAGCCACCUUAAGCAACGGGUCGUUGCCAGUGACAGCCUGAUCGAGGGAUUAGAGUCGGACAGCGAGGAACGGUGGGUAUGGUUCGUCAAUUUGGCUGUCGAACGGUUUGAGAGGUGGUGUUUGACAAUCAAGCAAACUGAUAUAGUGGAGCAACGUUUGCCUCCUAUUGAUGUCACUAUGGUGUGGCACACAUAUCUCCUUAAUCCGAGUUGGUAUGCUGAAGACACCACGCGGAUCUCCAAGCUCAAACCCCUCGCUCAUUUCACUGAUUACUUUCCUAACCUUCUCGCUAACCCUGAUCUAUUAACCACUGACGCACCGCAACAUGAAUGCAUCUCUGCUUGGGAGCGCAGUACCAAACUACCCUAUGAUCCAUUCGCAUCUGCCGUAGAUCUCACGCACAAAUCUAUAGAGUGCCCUCGCUGUCAUCGCACUAUUCUUUCGCCGUACUUGCAGUCCAACGAGAAGGGAUAUGCUCAGAGCAACUUUAGCAUCGAAUGUGAAUGUGCUCAGCCGAUUACUAAAGAACUUCUCGGCCUUUACAAGUUUGCGAAAAACAUUGUCGAACCAACAGCGCCUGAUACAUAUUUGGCUGGAACUCUUCAUACACCACUUCACGCCUGUGACACUGCACGCGGAGACACAAUCAAGAAGCGUGUCCUUGACUUGAAUAUCAUUUUUCAGAAGAACGAGGCAAGUGAUCGCGCUCGCCAAAUUCUGAUAAAUGUCCGGUAUGACGCUGGGCGCAUGCGUAGUGUGCUGAACAAGCAUUUGAAGCCAAGAUUGCUGAAUAAGAUCAUGGGUGCCUACACGGACGAUAGAGUGUUUUCACUUGACUUGGUCGGUGCUGUCCUCCGGCAAGCCUCGUUUGUGAAGAAGAUGGUCAACCUUAGGUGGACCGAGCCAGGAUAUUUUGCUAACGAGGUGGACGCAGUGGCACUGCAACAUUGCGUGGCUCGGUAUCACGCUUUUUUGAACAUCAUGGCAGAGUCACCUGCCUCAUUCUUUGUGCCCACGCUCGACAUCGAUCUAGGGUGGCACACUCAUCAACUCAUGGCGAGUCGAUAUCAAAACGACUGUCUUUCACUUGUAGGACGAUAUGUUGAUCACGACGAUAAAGUGGAUAAAGGUCAACUCACGAGCUCCUUCGACCUCACCUGUCGUGCUUGGAACGACCGUUAUCAAGUGCCCUACAUGCACUGUGGGUGUCCAUUGCCAGGAGACACAAUCGGCCAGAAGCUCCGACGCCUCCUCUCCUCUCGUUGUCAAACUACCAACAACGUGCCUCUACUCCCUCUCAAAUUUGACGCACAUGCUGCCACGCACCCGAGCGAUCACAACGCCGUGUCUGCCCUGCGGAACAUGUCCGCAAGCCUCCCUCGCCCGAAGAAUCGCCGUGCGCGCAAGGCAGAGAUGCGGAGGCUACGAGCAGAGCGAAACGGGAGGCCUGUGGAGAAGGAUGGGGGUGUUGAUAAUGGGAUUCCAUUUUUAUAUCCUGUGCCGAUGUUUUAUUACUACCUUUGUGGAUGCGUUGCUGCUGCUGGAGCGGUGGUGAAUGGAUGUAUGCGGUGUGCCGAGGUGGGUAUCGUUGAGACCGGGUCCGGUGCUGGUGGGACGCAAUGUGGUGGUGGUUGUGGUGGUGGUUGCUCCUCUUGUGGUGGUGGUUGUUCUUCUUGUGGUGGUGGUUGUUCCUCUUGUGGUAGUGGUUGUUCUUCUUGUGGUGGUGGUUGUUCUUCCUGUGGUGGUGGUUGUGGAGGCGGUUGUGGAGGCGGUUGUGGAGGCGGCGUGUAA